AGUGUCGUCUUACGCCGAGAGGGAUGCACUGUAGGGGCGAAACCUGGCGAGUACCGAAGAUAACUCUGUUGCGUCGACGUACGUGGCCUUGAUCAGCCUUGAUAUAAUUGAAAGUUGUCAGUUUUUAUAGUUUGUUAUAAUCAGGGUUUUCCGAAUUUUACCUGUAGAAAAGACGACGGAAAAUUACAGUUGGUGUGCGCAGAAUUAACCGAAGCAUCGAGGAUAAAAUAUCAACCGUCUACAUUUCAUUUGCAUUUGCAAUUGUUUGUACGAAAGCCUGACGAGUUUUAUCGCAUUUUAUGCUUACCUCUGAAUAUUUGUCAUACAACGAAUCUGAAAUGUAUAAAGUAAUGAAAGCCACAAUGUCAUUUGCUGCUGUCAUCAUCACUGUUGUUUCAGUCAAAUAUUCAUCAAUCAAUAUGCAGUAAUUAAGGCAAAACUUUUUCUGAUUAUGGCUGCUUAAACACUUCGUAAAUUGCCCCCUUUAGGGGGGCAGUUUUCCAUCUUGGGAUUUCAAGUUUCUGAGAGAACAAGACUUUGCAGAGGACGAAGAUUGAAGGAACUGAUGUGAAACUGUGUGGUGCUUAUGCAGUCUGCAUAUAUAAGGAGGGACUCAAAUUUUUGUCAAUUUGUGCAGCGAGUUUUGAUAUCAGGCCAAAGAAUAGCAUAUAUAUGCCAUAGUUAGCAGAGAUAGAGAACAUUUUGUUUAUUCUUGAACAAAAAGCUUCCACAAUUUUUCUUAGGAUUUCCUAACUGGUUUCUACUUCUGAAAACAUAGUUCUCCAACUUCUGAUGUCUAGCAGCCUUGCAUUGUAUUAUCAUAUAGCUGUUUGAUUAGGUCUUUUGUAAUCCAUGCAAUGAAAUCACAGCCAAUGGUAACAUUCUUUCAGGGGGGAAACAGAAAGCAUUUCUGUGAUGCCUGCCUUCAUUGCACCGCACACUCUUACAGCUUGCUGAUUGCAGCUGGGUUCAGGUUAGGUGUAGAGUAUGUUGGAUUGGGGCUUAAUGAUGGGAAAUUCGUCCUCUUAAUGAGAUUACUCCAAGCUGAGAAACUUGGUCACUAGAUCAUUUGUCCUUUAGCAGCAAAUGCAACAACUGUCCUUUAGCAACAACUGUGUCAGUCGAUAUUGCCCAGCAUCUUGAAAAUAUUCAUGUAAAAUAAAGGCCUCUCAUCUGUAAGUAACUAUAAUUGGAAGUAAUUGAACUUUUUGAUUGUGUAAAAUAUCAUUUGUGCUUGUGAGAGAGAGAGGUGUAUGUGCGCAGAUAGAUAUUCAUAUUCAUAUUUAGUAGUAGUUAACUGUCUAGUUGUUUACAUUAGGAGUUGUUUACAAGUUUGUAAGAUCAAAGUAUUAGAGUAUUUAUUACUUUAAAGAAAAUUGUAAAGCAUUACAUCAUUUAAAGUAUUAAUUAAGUUCUUGCCAAACUCCAAUUGGAGUUGACUUUUCGUACUAGUUGUCAGAAUUAAGUCUCAAUUGUACUUUGUUGAAAGAAAAAUUGAUAACAAUGGAAUUGUUAAAGCUACCAGAAAGUGAAUGUACCAAUCGUUGUCAAUCAACUCAACAUGGGCAAAUCCUUACGUCAACUCUGUCUCUUCGGGGCAUCUCAAGUUCCGUUUUAAUAUCUUAUAUGCACUGGCUGUGUGGCAACUGUGGUCAUGUGGCUGAUGGAUUGGGUCGCUCUGCAUUGCAUCUUGCUGCUUCGUGCGGUUGCUGUGAAGUGGCAAGGUGGCUGAUCCGUCACUGCAGUGCAAACAUCAAUCUUAAAGAUGCUGAGUCUGGUUACACUCCAUUGCACCGUAGUGUGUUCUAUGGCCAAAUUCAUGUAGCCAUUUGCCUCAUUCAGCUGGGAGCAGGGCUCACUUGCCUGGAUCAUGAUGACCUCACAGCUCUUGAUCAAGCGAUGAAGGACAAGAUGCCUCAUGUGGACUUCAGUCUUAACAACCCAUGUGAGGUGUACACGUGGGGGACAAAUAAUAACUACACACUAGGAAUUGGCAAUCAACGUGACCGAAGCAUUCCAGAAAUUGUUGAGUGCUUUAGAAAACAGAACAUCAGCAUUAGACAGGUUGCCAUGAACAAAUUCCACUCUGUCUUUGUGGCGCAUGAUGGAAGGGUGUUUUCCUGUGGUCAUGGCCAAGGGGGUCGUUUGGGCCUUCAGAAUGAGAAGGCCGCCCUCUUGCCGGGUCAGGUGGUGCUGACGCCUUCCAUCGCUGGCACUGAUGCUCAUGUGGUAGCGGUCAGUGUGGGGCGAGACCACACUGUUUUGCUGACGGAAGGUGGCACAGUGUGGACGUGUGGUCUGAACACACACCACCAGUUGGGCCACUCUCCGCCGCCAGCCUCCCUGAACACACCCAAAGCCCUGAGCCCACGUGUGGUGCGAGGAUUGGGCACGGUGCAGGGUGUGUGUGCUGGUCGUUUUCAUACGGUUAUCUGGAGCACAAAGGGAGUGCUGACAUGUGGUCUGCACGCAGGACAGCUUGGCCACUCCAAGGGUUCUGAGGCGACAAUGGUUGUGCCACGUAUGGUGACUUCUGUUUCGCAUAAGGAUUGGCAAAUCACACAUGUGGCUGCAAGUGAUGGAGCCACUGCUGUUGCUACGCAGAAGGGAGAUGUUUUUAUACUUUAUGAAUACCAGUGCCGCAAAAUAGCAUCUCGUUUGCUUGAUGUAGUUAAGGUUGUGGUAAUGGGUGGCCACCUGGACAGCAAAGUUGAUGCUAAUGUAUUAAUGGACCAGGGUGGAGAUCAACUGAAGGUUGCUGUGCUCACAAGCACAGGAAAGUUCCUUCUGUGGCAAGAGUCGUCGCAGCAGAUGGUGCGAUGCAUGUUCAGUUUAAACCGGCCUCUCAACAUUACAGAUGUUGCCCUUUCUAGAGGAAGUGCCAUGCUGCUUGUCACUAAAGAUGGUGAAGCAUUUGAAGGAGAACAUAGAGCUCGGAAACAAAAGAAGGCUCAGAGUUCUGCCGCAUGCCCUAUGAGUGGAUCAUCUGCUUUUCAUGAGUUUCUGGACAGAAGUGAUUGUGAGCAAGUAAGAGUGAAGAGACUGCUCCAUAUCCACCGAGCUGUCAGUGUAAACUCAGAUCCGAAAGGACAGAAUUGUGCCAUCAUUCAAACACAUCCUCAGGCAGCAUUGCUGGCAGUCCCAGUGGUGGAAACGUCAGAAAUGCGAGAACAAAUGAAGGUUCUUUUGCAAGAUUCUAGACCUCAGGAUACUAUUCAUGAUGUAGUCUUUCUUGUUGGGUCAAGAGAAUUCGCUGCCCAUCGCUUUGUAGUUGCAUCACAGAGUGAACCUUUAGCAAAAUUAAUGGAGAGCAAAAUUGUAGAUUCAGGAGAGGUACUUCGCUUGAAGAUAAGCAAUGUUAAACCUGAAGUAUUUGAACAAAUUCUACUGUACAUUUAUUCUGGUGAAUGUGAUCUGUUGAAACCGGGAAAUUGUUGUCUUCAGAGUUCAAACAACGAGAGCAAAGAAAAUGAAGAAUUGCUUGAUAUAAACACUGUUUCUGCCUAUUCAGUGUAUUCUGGAGAAUCUAAUAACAAGAAGACUAAAAAUAAACAAUCUCAAAAGAACCAGUCACAAAAGAAACCAGACAAUGAUCCUGUUAGAAUCUUACAAGAGACUGCCCGAAGAUUUGGUCUUACAUCAUUGCAGAAAAAAUUAGCACAUGUUAAGUAUGAAAAUGAUGUGAUUGUUACAAAAUCGUCAAGUUGUAUGCAAGCUACAGACAUCACAUUUGACAACAAGAAACAUCAGAAUUUGUAUGAUGUUACUAUAUUAAGUGAAGAUGGGAAGGAAGUAAAAGCACACAAGUGUAUGCUAAUUGCAAGGUUGGAAUAUUUCAAUAGUAUGUUAAAUCAUGGGUGGUUGGAGGCUUCCCGCAGUAAUGUUCUUCGCUUACCAAUUCCUCAUAAUGUUUUGGAACUUCUUGUUGAGUUUCUAUAUAAAGAUGAUUGUUCUGUAGUUCACAAAUCUGACAAUGUGGAUCUUGUAUGCAAUGUCUUAGUUGUUGCAGAUCAGUUUUUUGUCACUCGUUUGAAAGAAAUCUGUGAGGUCACUCUUGCUGGAUUGAUUACUCUUCGUAAUGUGGCCAUAGUUCUGCAAUUUGCAGUCACUUAUAAUGCUAACCAAUUGAAGCAGUGUUGCAUGCAAUACAUAUGUCUUAAUUUGCCAGCUGUUUUGGAGAUUCGUGGACUGGAGAAUGUGGAUGAUUCAAUUUUAGAAGAACUUAGUAAAUAUUAUCGAGAUUUUAAUCCAGUAAUGUCAAGUCGUGUCAUAACACCUUAUUCAAAUGCACCCAACCACUCCCUUGUGGAAGAAGUUGCACAGGCGUAUCCUGUUGCCAGCAAUGAUAAGGAAGAUUCUGAUGUAUUUGAAUUGUCUUCUAAGAGAAAUUUGAAGUCUGUUAAGAAGAAAGUACGUGUGCGCAAGACUAGUGUUAAUGAUACAAAUAAAAUUAAUGAAAGAAACAGAAAUGAAUCUUUUUCAUCAAAUCAUUCUGGAAAUUCAGAUGAAGAUGUAAAACAGACACUUAGUUUAAAUGAUUUUACACAAAGAAAGAAUGCUGAUGAUGUUACCUUAGAACUACGUGAUUUAGAAAUUAGCAAAGAGCAUGGAUCACCAGAAAAAUGGGUGAAAGUUGCUAACUCAAACAGUAAGCAUUUGAAAUGUUCUAGAGUUACGGCCAUUUUAAAGGCACAAGAUGCUGUGAAGCAUCAACAGGAUGUUGUUAAUCAACACAAUGUUUUUACUACUCUUUCACAUAGGACAAAAUCUUCUCCUCAGUCAGUGCCUGCACAAAAGCAACAACAGCAGAUUAUUUGCACGUCUCCGAGUCCUCCUGCAAAUAUGCCUCUUCCUGUUCCCUCUUCACCUCCUAAUUUAAUCUCAGAUUUUCCAGAUCUUAAUAGUCCUUCUUCGUCACAUGAGACUCAUCACAGAAAUGUUCGUAAAACUCCUGAGACAAAGAGCCAUACAAAGAUUUCACAAAAACAACGCAAGAAAAUGGCAAUGGAUGCUCUAGAACACAUUGAGAAAGUAAAUAAUUCAACUCAUUUUGCAUGGAGUCUGUCUGGCGAAGUAUCAAACACCUCUCUCACUGAUAUCAUGCGGGAAGAAGCACAUCACCUCAAUCGGCAAACAGCUCCAAUUCCUGUGACGCCUAAUCGCUCUUCUGGUUGUCUCCCACCGGAGAGCCCUUCCACCAGCAACCCAUGGUUGAAGUGUCACACGUCUCCUGAGGGGUCUUUGGAGACAAAGUUCUGCGACAUUGUGGCAGAUGAGAAGAAACAGCGUGAAAAUUGGACCAAGAUGCGGGCUAAACCUCUAGAAUUUACUCAGUUGGAAGACAAAGCCAUUGAGGAUCUUUUGGUAUUUUACAAUGCAACAGGUGUGUCAGCAGAGCGGAUCACCGUGCGAAGGGUUGUCACUGGUACAAUAGCUACUCCGACCUGGAUAACUUCCUACCACUAAGCCCCUUUAAGCUUGUUUAGAAUGUCAAAGUUUCGUGAGCUCUUGCUUCUUCCCCAAUUUGCUACAUUAAAAUUAUAUGUGUGGGUAGGCUCAUUAGAUAGAAUGUAGAAGUAUAAAAUGUCAGAGAUGCUCCCAAAUAGAAUGGUUUAGUUGGAUCUGUCCAUUUUCAUUGUAAAACCUUUUAUUUGUAAAGAAAGCUUCAUAUAUGUUUUCAAUCAUAAAAAAAAUUUAAGACACAACUAAUGUAUUCAGUAUUUUGUAAGGUGAAAGUGUGCUCACCUUUGGUUAUUUUUUUGUUUUAAAAUCAUGAGGUUUAACCUGUGGAAUCAUGUUACUGUGGCUACAGAAAAAUUGCCAAUAUUACUUGGAUGUUAAUGGGUUUGAUUUUCUAACUUAGUUAAAUUAAUAAUCUUGAAAACAUCAAAAUUUUUUGGAUCCAUCUUGAAUUUCGUUUCUUGGAACUAAUGUCAUGACCAUUUUCAUGUUUGUUGCAUUUAAGCAUUUUACAGUACCUAUUUUCAGUGAUGUUAGUGGACUAUAAACUUGUGUACAAGUAAUAGAAAAAGUCAAUACAGUUGCCCUUGUUUUGACCUCUUGUUUGAGUUUUGGGAAAGUUAUGUUCUAAUUCAUUGACUGUAUUCUAUUGAAUGUAGAUUCACAUAUUUUAAGGUAUGUUCACCUGCAGUUUGUGUUGUGAAUUAUCUGCCAGUACCUUGAAUUUUCAUAUUGGAUAAUACCAGUGCAGUAUUUUUCGCCAUGUGUGUGUGUGUGUGUGUGUGUGUCUGAUGAAGUAUAUUUUGUGUGUAGAAGAAGAUAAGAGCUAUCUUCAAUUGUACUGUAUCAUUGCAUUGUCAAUUCUGAGUUACAGUUCAGUUUUUUGUGUAAUGCUAAACCAGGCUACCUUUGGGAUGUUACGUUAACUUAACAUUUUUUGCUUUAAAUACAUGAAUUGUUUAUUUCUUGAUUUCCUAAUGCCAAAGAGUGGCAAUUGAAAGAAUUCUAUUUGUUUUUAACUGCUGUUAUAUUAUGUAUUGUUUCAUCAGUUGGGCACCUGCACUUUUUCUUUGAUACUAUCUCUUAAUUUUACUCAAUUGUAUGCAUUUAUAGUUGAGUGGUGCUGUUAGAUAUAUGUAAUAAUUCGUGUUUGACAUUAGGAAGCUGAUAUUCAAGAAUUAAUAAAAUGUUCGAACUGGAA
Gryllus bimaculatus (two-spotted cricket) is the source of this 6661-nucleotide messenger RNA. Lineage: Eukaryota; Metazoa; Arthropoda; Insecta; Orthoptera; Gryllidae. The record is from the annotation of a GenBank genome assembly.